UAAACUCCUUCAGCAUAUUAAUAAAAGUAAUAAUAAUAAUAAUAAUAAUAAUAAUAAUAACAGUAAUAUUUGAUAGUACAUCUUUAUGCUUUAUCACAGUGCUGUGUUCUUCGUCACUUAUCUGGUCCUGGCAUGCUGCUCUGCACCAAGGCGGUAUUUCCCGUGGAAUCUGAUUCUCCUCUCUAUCUUUACUGUUAGCAUGGCCUGCAUGCUCGCCUUUAUAUCAAGCUACUACAACACCAAGUCUGUGCUCCUGUGUCUGGGGAUAACGGCCAUGGUGUGCCUCUCUGUCACCAUAUUCAGCUUCCAGACCAAGUUUGACUUCACUUCCUGUCAGGGCGUGCUGUUCGUUCUUAUGAUGGUCCUGUUCUUCAGUGGGAUUGUGAUGGCCAUCGUCCUGCCCUACAGAUACGUACCCUGGCUGCACGUUGUCUAUGCGAUUCUGGGGGCGAUUGUUUUCACCAUGUUCCUAGCCUUUGACACUCAGUUGCUGAUGGGUAAUCGACGCUAUGCGAUGAGCCCGGAGGAGUACAUCUUCGGAGCACUCAACAUCUACCUGGACAUCAUCUACGUGUUCUCCUUCUUCCUGCAGAUCUUUGGGUCUCAGCGGGAGUGAGGGGGCUAGCACCCCCCCACCCCCUCCCCCCCAGGAGUGAGGGGCUACAAUCCACCCUCCUCGCCAGGGCUGGGGGGUCAGUCCGUGCUCUUCAAUUCCAAUCCCUUUUUAAAAAUCAAUUUCCAACCCCCCUUCGAAGGGAUUGAGAUGUCUUUUAGAGACAGAAUAAUUAUCAGAAUUGAAAAACAGGAAUUGCCCCCCCCCCCCCCCCCCCCCCCGAACCCUGACCCUCACUCCCUGAUUCACUCACACACCUCACUCACUGCUGCCCCCUGCAGUCCUUCCUGCGCAUUUAAUAUAUUUUUUUUUAUAUAAUUUUUUGAUGUGUUGGAUUUUGCUGGUAAACAUCCUCUUUCACUCCAGUGUGCUUCACCUGCUGCACCUCCUCUCUGUGCGUCUCCUGCGGUCGUGAAUCUGCAUGACGACGCGCUGCGGAUUUAACUCUUUGUGUGCAUGCUGGCUGCACAGUCGUAGACUAGUAUUUCUUCAGCUCGCAAACUUAAGAAAUGAUAAGCACUGUUUAAAACAUAUAUAUAUAUAUAUAUAUAUAUAUAAGAAUAAUAAGGGAUGGCUUUGCUUUUAAUAAAACGAUCUUUAAACAGCUACAGACGUAGCACCGCGCUGUCGUUAGUUAGUUUAUUUAUUUAUUUGGCAGGGGACUUUAUCCAAGGCGACCUACAGGUGUGACGGAGCAGUGCAGGGUUACAAUGCAAGCUUAAGAUUUAAAUACAGUGUAAUAAUAAUACUACUAAUAUACAACAUGAGCUAGGAUGCAACAAGUUAGGAUCACAGCAAGUUAUAUCUACAGUGACAUGUUAGCAGUGCAAUAGUGCAAGGAUGGCGCAUCAGCUGAGGAUCCAGUAUCGUGGUGCUGAGGGCAGGCAAGUCCAGUCCAUUAGUAGGCGGGUUAGAGUAAGAGAUCCACAAGUGCAGAUUUGUGGCUCUUGUUAUUGCAGGUACUGUUGUGAGCUGAGGACACGUGUAUGUUGAAAAACAGCUUGUGUCCUCCGUGUAGCAAAAAUGUAAGUCUUGUGUGCCUAAAAGUCGAGUGAUCUGAAGUGGGUCUGUGCAGCUUUAAAGAAACUCAUCUAUGGAACGCUGCAAACGUGCGCCGAAGUAGAAAAUUUAUAUUUUUUUGCUCAAAUAACUUCGCAAUCGGAGUGCUGCGUGGCUUGAAUCUGCAGGUUAGCAUGUGACUCCACGUACACGGGGACAACCGUUCAGGCGUUUCAACGCACACGGCCGCGGUGCAUUCUGGUAAGUGUAGUCCCGCUGUGAAAGGUACCUGAGCCAGGUACGACUUCCCAGAAUGCACUGCGGUUGUGAACGGUCCCAAACUGUCCUCGUGUUCAACGUGCAGUCGUGUGGCGACCCUAAAGCUGACUAACGUUACCUGAAAAAGUAUUAAAAACAAAAUAUAUUUUUUAAACCUGAAAAGAUUUGAAUUAAAGAAGAUAGUUGUGUAUUUUUUGUACAGCGAGGCUCAGUACAAAGCCCGUGAAAUUGUGGCUGUGCGGCUUUAAGCACUGCAUGGAGGUCUGUUGUAAAAGUCUUGAGCAGUGUUGUAUUAACGUGCUAGCAGCUUCAAACGCCUUCGUGUGACCGCCCCGCCUCUCCCUUGUCGAGUUGCGAUGUUCGAGUGCUGCUGGGUUCGGUCCGAUAUUGAGGUAGCAUUCUAACUGCCUCCUCAUAUGAAGAGGAUGCAAUUGUACCCCCAUAUAAAGCAAUGGGAAAAAAAUGAAAAUAUGAAAAAUAUAUUUAUUAUGUGUCCAAAUUCUACUUCCCCCCGACCCCCCCCCCCCCCCAGCUAUUUUUUUUUAUGAAAAUUGCAUGAAAGGGUUAACUCACACUGCAGUGCAUUGUGGUACUUGUAGUCCUGCAGCUCUUUGAAUUGCAGAGGCCCCUUCGUUUUCGAGUGAUAAAGAUGACGUGACACAUUGACCUGUCUGCAAGGCGGGGGGGGGCGGAAUUGCUUUAUCAAAAUGUGGAAGUAAUGUAUGGACUGUUUAAAUGGAAGGCUGACGUACUCCAUUGUAACUGAUUUAAUUGAGGCUGUAAAUUAAAUGUAUGUAACUCGCUCUCUCUAUAUAUUUUAAUGAAUGUGUAUAAAUGAUAUUAUACAUCUGACUUAAUAAAAGAUGAAUUCAUUGAUCUACGUUUAUAUACAGGUAUAUAUGGAUUAGUGAAUAAUAUUGUUGCUCUGUAUUCAUGCAUUCUCUCACUAGACAUUUUUAAUGGACUAUUUGAAUACAAAGAAGUAAAGGCAGGUCAAAGUUAUCAAAAUGGAUGGGGGGAUGGGGGGACUGUAUCCUUCUGUCCCGGUCAGUCUGAAAUCAGAGGGAAAAGACAGGGGGGCAUGCAAAUAUGCAAAAAAACAGAGGCACUUUUUCAGGACCAGCGGCUUGAAAGCUGGUUCCAGGAGACCACCGGGAGACCUAGUUUGAGGCUUUGCUGUAUCAAACCCCAAGUCUCCCCUGGUGUGCCGUGCAGGGUCCUGAAACCUCGUUUCAAGCCACAAAGCGGUUCCGUGUUCCCUCAGCUUAAUGGAUUGGUCUAAACUGUGGCAGUUCUAACGGCAGCUGCCAUUUAAUUAUCUGAUCAGACCCUAAUCUCCCAUGUGUACCCUGAUGGACUCUCUCUCUCUCACACACACACACACACACACACACACACACACACACACACACACACACACACACACACACUGCUGCAGAAAUUCAAUAUCCCCUCCUGCUUUAACCCAUUCAGCACCAAAUCCAUUUUUCAGGUAUGCAAAAUGCAGAGCAUACGCUGUGUCGUGUAGUUUGAUGCAUUACGAUUUCGGACUUAACUUUGUGAGGUUAAGAAAAAUUAGAGCAAGUUAUCAUAACAGCAAAUAGUUAAAAGAGAAAAAAAAAUGACAAGUACACCCCGUCCUCAAAUGAGGACACUGGCACCUAAUGGGAUAACGAUGUUAUGCGGGUGGCUUGAGAUCAAAUCCGCACACCCCAAAUUCUAUAACAACGUGUUUGUUUUUUUGUGUUCUAUGGCUUGCUGUUUAUGAUAGAUUUAUAGAUAGACAGACAUAUAGAUCUCAAUAGAAAUAAGCGAGUGUGGUUACCAUGGCAUCAAAAGCCUUGAAGUAGCUCCAGUGUUAGUUUUCAAGCACGCUUUCCCUUGAUAAAGGUGUGUGAAACAUCGCGAAACGUUGGGAAGUUGCCUCUUUCCAGCACUGACGUGUAUGCAGUCGCUUGGGUGUUUUGUGAGGUCUAUCCCAUGUUUACCUGCUCCGAUCUCUGAUUUGCUCACAUUGAACCAUACGGGAUUCAUUAUUGAUGUAUUUAUUUUGUAAAAUAAAUGAAGUAUUUUGUGUACAUGGUUAAUAAAGUAUUCAAUACAGACUUACCAGCCGAA
Acipenser ruthenus (sterlet) is the source of this 4009-nucleotide messenger RNA. Its product is annotated as protein lifeguard 2-like. Gene Ontology annotation, biological process: negative regulation of apoptotic signaling pathway. Gene Ontology annotation, cellular component: Golgi apparatus; endoplasmic reticulum; membrane. Lineage: Eukaryota; Metazoa; Chordata; Actinopteri; Acipenseriformes; Acipenseridae. The record is from RefSeq and is a predicted model, not a curated record. The transcript is spliced from 7 exons. The coding region runs from base 86 to 616 and encodes 176 amino acids.